UAAUCCUCAGCUUGCCUUAUCGUUAGUGUUUGUGAAUGUCGGUCUACUCCAUUUUAAUUUUCUUUAAUUACAAUAAUUAUUGUAUUAAAAAAAUCAUUAACAAUAAAUAAUAAACUGUAAUAAUUAAACGUCAAUUAAUUGCCUCGUUGACAAAAAAAAACUCAGAAUAUAUAAGUAAAAAAUAAUAUGGCCGAUAUGGCUCUCGACGAUAUUAUAAAAAAGAAAAAAUUACCGCGAGCAACAGCUUCAAAACCUAAUCGUGGCGGAUUAAGAAAUGGUCCAGCCAGAGGACAACGUCAGAAUGUCCCUACUAAUCGCAUCAAGAGGCCCGAGGUGAUAACAGAUGCGCGCAUGAAAAUAAUUCAAAAAAAUCGUGCAAAGUUGACAGACGCACGUGAUAAAUUAGCAGAAAUAGCAAAGCAGAGUGACGCGCGUUUGAAACUAGAAAAAUUACGCGCUAAUUUUAAGAAGACACCUGCUAGUUCAUCAUUCCGCGGUAAUAUUUCGCGCAAAGCCGGUCGCAAUGGGAAAUUACUGCUGACGACAAAUAAAAUUCCACCUUUGCUUGGAUCUCUGAGUGGGUAUGGAUUACCAGGACCUGGACAUGGUCUUGGCCAUGGACCUGGACCUGGGUCGGGGAUGAUAGCGCAUGGAGGCAGACAUGGAAUGGGUCCGGGUGUAGGCAGUCUUGGUCCUGGUCUUGGUGGACCAACGGUAACGCGAACGGUAAAUUAUCGUCCACCAAUUAAUCAUUAUCAGGUUGAAGACCCGGUCAUCGACUACCAGAAUGACUAUGCUAUGGAAGUACCUCUUAGACGUACGGUCAAUAACGAGUAUGCGUCGACGCCGCCUCCACCACCGCCAGUUUUCAAUAUCAAGAAUUCGCCAGCGCCCAAUUACCUCAACAACUGGACUAGCAAGCAGCCAAAUAUCAGUAGUAGUAGUAGUAGUGCCAGUAGAUUAAAUAACAUCCAGCCUUCGAGGACCAGUGGGAGAUCGUUACGGAAAACCAGCGAAAUAGAACGGCCGCGUCAGUUGAAAGUCGUCACCCGGACGCCCCUGGUCUCCUCACAAAAAAUAGAGCCGGCUUAUCACGACGAGGACUGGAGCUUCGAGACCGGGAGCAAGUCCAGGACCAUCAUCAAUGACGACGAUGAUCUGAAUGAUGAUGACGACAAGUACUACUCCCGGUCUUCAAGGCAGCCGGGUGUCAAAUCGCGACUGGACUCAAAUCUCAAGUCGAAACCAGUGAUGAGAACCAAGACGACGUCCCAGACCACGGGCUACCGGAUCGUCGUGUCCAAUCUGCAGGCUGAGGUCACGCAGGAGGAUAUCAAGGAGCUGUUUGAAGACGUGGGAGAGCUUCUGGUCUCGCGACUGGUGCGCCCGGGCACUGCUGAAGUCAUCUACAAGACGCUCAAGGAUGCUACCAAGGCGGUGGAGACUUACCACAACCGGCAGCUUGAUGGUCAUCCUAUGAAGUGUCUUCUCGUCAAUCCCAGACCCAAGAACAACCCUACUGCUCCUGCUGUACGACCUCUUUCUGAAUCAAGAAGAUCGGGAAGUACUAGUUACGUCCAACCGAGUCUAGGUGCAGUACAUCGUGCUCUAUUUGACGACUGCCAUAAUUGAAAACCUCAAACUUUCCAUUUAAAAAAAAACUAAAUAAUUAUUAAUCCAGUCUCCAUACAACCAAGGGUACAAUUACGUUUUGUUUUCUACAUUAAAUGUUGUAAUAAAUUUAUAAAUUAAAUUUAAAUUUUUUGUGUUUAAAUAAA
Microplitis mediator is the source of this 1778-nucleotide messenger RNA. RefSeq lists its product as uncharacterized. Gene Ontology annotation, biological process: mRNA export from nucleus. Gene Ontology annotation, cellular component: nucleus. The transcript has 3 exons. The record is from RefSeq and is a predicted model, not a curated record. NCBI's taxonomy places the organism in Eukaryota, Metazoa, Arthropoda, Insecta, Hymenoptera, Braconidae. The coding region runs from base 187 to 1632 and encodes 481 amino acids. Gene Ontology annotation, molecular function: mRNA binding.